Messenger RNA from Dryobates pubescens (Downy woodpecker), 948 nucleotides. RefSeq names its product phosducin like 2 (gene PDCL2). The transcript has 7 exons. NCBI's taxonomy places the organism in Eukaryota, Metazoa, Chordata, Aves, Piciformes, Picidae. Gene Ontology annotation, biological process: protein folding. Gene Ontology annotation, cellular component: cytoplasm. The coding region runs from base 1 to 948 and encodes 315 amino acids. The record is from RefSeq and is a predicted model, not a curated record.
AUGGUGUUUGCUGCUGUGUGUCAAAAAGCCAGUUUUGUUGGCUUUUUUCCUUCGGGAACGUUUCUGUACGGCACAGCUUCGCAGCAGCGCUCCGCGGGCGAGCGGCCGGCCCCCGCCGCAGCCCGAGCGGCUGACGGCGGAACGGCUCUGCCCCGACCGCCGCCGGUUAGAGCAACGGCCGCCGGGACGAGAGGCAGCGCCCCGGGGGCAGCCAUGCAGGAUCCCAAUGAAGACACUGAAUGGAAUGACCUACUGAGGCACUUUGGGAUUCUACCUCCAAAAGAAAAGCUGGAAGAUGAAACCGAGGAAGUGGUUUUGCACUUGCAGAGAGAAGCAGAAGUGGAACCAUAUGAAAGGAUGAAACUUGAAGAAUUAAGGGAAGCUGAAGAUGACUUUGAUGAGGCUGAUAGGAAAGCUAUUGAAAUGUACAGGCAGCAACGUUUGCAAGAAUGGAAAUGUCUUCAGAGGAGGCAAAAGUAUGGGGAGCUGAGAGAAAUUUGUGGAGAGCAGUAUGUAAAGGAAGUCACAAAUGCACCAGAGGAUGUUUGGGUUAUACUUCACCUCUAUCGGCCAAGUGUCCCAAUGUGCUUACUGGUGAAUGAACAUCUCAGCCUGCUAGCCAGAAAGUUUCCAGAAGCCAAGUUCCUCCAAGCCACUGUAGACAGCUGCGUUCAGAAUUACCAGGACAGAUGCUUGCCCACAAUACUUGUAUAUAAAACUGGUCAAGUGAGAGGCAGGCUCGUUGGAGCAGCUGAAUGUGGGGGAAGAGAUCUCCAAGUGGAAGAGCUUGAAUGGAAACUGGCAGAAGUUGGAGCACUAGAAACUGACUUAGAAGAAAACCCCAAAAAGGACAUUCUGAAUAUGAUGACCUCAUCAGUGCAGAGUAUUUCUGCUCACAAAGACACCAGUGCAAAGCGCUGUGAUGUGAUGAAACCACGUGUUGCUUGA